Cricetulus griseus (Chinese hamster) is the source of this 789-nucleotide messenger RNA. The record is from RefSeq and is a predicted model, not a curated record. Lineage: Eukaryota; Metazoa; Chordata; Mammalia; Rodentia; Cricetidae.
AUGAAGAGGUGCCCCUUGGUGUCCACUGCCCACAUUGCCAGGGUGGUCUGCAUCCUGCUCCUGGCUGCUUCGGUGAAUGCACAGAAUGAAAGCUGGGACAGUCCCCUGUGCACCGAGAGUGCAUUGUCUGUGCCUAGAGGCAGUCGUGCUGUGAUGACCUGUAACAUCUCUAACACCUUCGCUGAUGUCUCCAUCUGGCUGGAGGGCCAGAUCAUCUUCAAUGAGGCACCCCAAGGAAACUCCCGCUUGGAUGACUGGGAGCUGCAGGUUCAAGGGGGCCAGGCACGGCUCAUGAUCAAUGACACCCAGGAUGUCCACACAGGGCUGUACUUGUGGCAGCUGCAUGGACACCAGCGAGAUUACAAAAACUUCACCCUGACUGUUUCAGAGCCUUCAAACAAGGAGACCACAGACACACCCUCCUCAGAUCCAGUCAAGCACUUUCAGCAGAGAGCCAGGCCUGAUACCCUUGUGGGAGUCGUGGUCGCUGUCAUCUUGAUCUUGGGACUCACAGGAAUCGGCGCCCUAAUCUGCCACAGGCACCACCGUUCUUUGAAGUCCCAGUGGAUUCAUGCCGUGGUACCUGACUUGAGGCACAGAGCCAGCCCGCCCCACAGUGUCUCUGAGGCUGCAGCCUGUGCCCAGACGCCGAAGGACCUGUGCUUCUCAGAGAAAACAAACUGUGCUGAUGCAGGAAGUUCCAUCAAAAGUUCUGAACCUCUGCUGAGAAGGGGAAACUUCAAAGUCCAUGAGGUCCCUGCAGCUGCAGGAAGCCUAGAAGAAAACUGA